AUGACUCCAGCACAGUCGUUGACAGUAGAAGUAGUUGAUUGUAUCAUAGCUUACUUGUAUGAUGACGCCCAGAGAAUUACUAUUGAACCAUUCAACAGCGCAAACAGAGCCUUUUUGCAUCAUAAGUCAAUCAAACGCUUGCUUAGUUUACGAUUCGUGGCCAGAUCUUGGGCAACCGCUAUUCCGCCGUUUGUGUAUCAUUCUCUUUGUUUGAGAACUCCUUGGGUCAAUGGCUACUUGAUGAAGAUGUGGCAAAACUGCCUGAGACCUUGUCAUAUUUUCAAUCUUCGAUACCUAUGCUUAGAACAAGUUAUGUUUGUCUCUCCAUCAAAUUUUGGCGGCUUCCGUGGAAUGUUAUCAGAUGAAUGUCAAGAACAAGUCGAUGCUUACUUCGACACAAUCCCCGACCGUGUACCACAGCAAAUCCGCAAGAUUUGCUUUCCCGAGCUCCGAGUUGUACGCACUAGCCAUAUCAAUCCUGGACGUCACCAACCGCCCUGGGUUUGCUGGCAACUUUUCCAAACCGUCGAAGUCUUAAUCACUGAUUAUUAUAACACUCAAGCUUACUGGUACACAUUGUUCAAGGAACUCGGUAAAUUGCGACUGGAGAAGGGAGAAAAUUUCAAGCAUAUCAUCUUCAUAACUCAAGUCGCGGACAUCGAUGAAGAUCUCAAUUUACGAGCCAAGUUCGGUGCUCAUCAAAUUGAAUGCCACUUUAGACGUUCGAUGAAUUACACUGAGACGUUGCUAACUUGGAGACUACAUUAUGACUCAAAGGAGUUUGUAGAUAACCUCAACAGCGGCUCAGAGAGGAAAAUAGGGGGAGAUGGGCCCAGGGCAAUACUUAAACCACAUUCUAGCCCGGUGGUUAGGUUGGAUGUUAACAUCGAGGAGCUGGUUGAAGGUUCAUCUGAAAAGUCUCUAUCAAGUGAAAUCAGUCAAUCGCCCAAUUUGGCGUCGAGUCACUCAAAGAGCUGGGUAAGGACCACUCGAGCAAGUCUUAGACAUAUCGUGAUUUGUUCUGGAAAAGCGGGUUUGUCGAAUCUCCGGGACUCGAUUUGGUUGCUUGACACGGAGGUAAAGGAUUUACGCAGUAAGCAUUGCUUGUUCCAAUCUAAAGGACUGCCAUACCAAGGCGAUGACAGCUUCUUAGAGGGGUUGGACUGGCGUUGGGGUCAGGGAACUAAUCUGGAUGUUUUCACCAACCGUCAUUCUGCUAGAUUGCAUCUAACGAUUCGAAUAUCGCGUUUGGUGCUGGAACAUAAGAUUUCAGAGUUCGGGCUGAAAAACUGGGCCACUAGGUAA
Melampsora larici-populina 98AG31 is the source of this 1305-nucleotide messenger RNA. RefSeq lists its product as uncharacterized. NCBI's taxonomy places the organism in Eukaryota, Fungi, Basidiomycota, Pucciniomycetes, Pucciniales, Melampsoraceae. The record is from RefSeq and is a predicted model, not a curated record. The coding region runs from base 1 to 1305 and encodes 434 amino acids. The transcript is spliced from 8 exons.